AUGGUUCGUACUAAGCAAACUGCACGGAAAACGCUUCCACCACCAGCGAAACUGAUGAAACUGCGCGCUAAACGGGAACGAGUGAUUGGCAAAACAACGGUGGGAGGAAGUCCCAAAACAACAGAAAUCAAGAAGCGACGUUACAAACCUGGAAUGCGAGCGCUCCAGGAAAUUCGUCGUCUACAGCGAACAGUGGAUCUGCUGAUACCUCGUGCGCCAUUUCAACGUUUGGUGCGGGAAAUUGCAAUGGAUGUAGCGGAGAAACACCUGGAUAUUCGUUUCCAGUUCGCCGCAAUAACAGCCCUUCAGGAAGCAGCAGAAGUUUACCUUACAUGCCUAUUUGAGGACACCAAUCUGGCGGCGAUUCACGGCAAACGUGUGACCAUUUUCCCAAAAGAUAUCCAGUUCGUGCGCCGUCUUCGAGGAGAAAUCGCCCGUUACGGCCGUUAA
Gongylonema pulchrum is the source of this 450-nucleotide messenger RNA. Lineage: Eukaryota; Metazoa; Nematoda; Chromadorea; Rhabditida; Gongylonematidae. The record is from the annotation of a GenBank genome assembly.